Molecule: messenger RNA, 990 nt
Organism: Gamsiella multidivaricata
Lineage: Eukaryota; Fungi; Mortierellomycota; Mortierellomycetes; Mortierellales; Mortierellaceae
Exons: 2
Coding region: 1-696 (231 amino acids)
Source: RefSeq, a predicted model, not a curated record
AUGGCCAGAGAGCAACUCCCGGAAGGCAAGCUUGCACCAAAGUACCAAGACCCUUACAAGGUCAUGGAACGUACAGAGAAUGGAGCUUACACUUUGUUGGAUGCCACGAACCAGAAACUAGAACGCAACUACGCCCCUGUCCAGCUCAAACUUGUCAUGCAGGACCUAAAUGGUCGCAGUGAUGAGUCGUACGAAGUCGAAGCCAUCCUUGGCCACGAACUCACGGCGGAGGGGGUGAGGUACACUGCCAAGUGGAAGGGAUACGACUCUCCUCACAACCCCCAACUAGAAUAUGACAAUUUUGAUUCAGAUCUGAUCAUCAGACGGUGCUGGAAGCGUUUGAACCAACAGAACCCUCAUGCCAUUGCAAAGCAAGCAGAGAAGGAAAAGAGAGUUCAGAAAAAAACGCUACGACAACAGACGGCACAGCAAAACCAAUCUCAAAAGAUGCGAGUCGUCAGGUUCCAGAUUGUCCGCUCUGACCCAGAGUCAGAGCUGGAGAGCCUCCAGCGUGUUUCCAUCGACGUUGACGACCGUAACUUUCCGCAAACCUUCCCAGAUCGACAUGUUAAGUUCCUCGACAAGUUGAAGGGAUAUAAGCGAAGACUGGAGGAGCAGCAGAUUCCGGAACAUUCAAUGAAGGCGAAAGCAGUAAUGAGGAGAUCGGUGACUGGUCCAUUGCCCCAUGAUGGCUGAGCAAUAUCCUUCAUUGCGUUUUACCAUAGUGAAAUAGUCUGCGGAGAUUAUCAUGCCAGCAGCAUGCCCAACAUCGGGUCAUAGUUGUGUGCCGUCUUGGGGAAAAGGUGUCAAGGUUGUAUUGGAGGGUUUUAAGAAGAGAAAGAAGGAGAGAUGUACAAAAAUAUGGAAAAAGAGAAAAGUUCGGCAAGGGCAAGAAUCAGAUGGACAGGGAGGGGGUUUUCUGAUGGGACGGGGCAGUAACGAGUUGUUUUUAUCAUCAGAAGAUGACUAUGAUGGAAAAAGGGUCCCUGA